AUGCUGGUUACCGUGUUCACAGCAGCCUUGCUAGCCCUGAGCUCUCUUCAGAGCUUCAGUGAAGCAAUCCCCCACGGUCCCCCACGCCAAGGUUUUGGUCCUAGGCCAGGUCCACCCCAGAGAGGCCCACCCCAACAAGGCCCACCCCAGCGAGGCCCACCCCAGCCAGGUCCACCCCAGAGAGGCCCACCACAGCAAGGCCCAGCACAGCAAGGCCCACCACAGCAAGGCCCAGCACAGCAAGGCCCACCCCAACGUGGCCCACCCCAGCAAGGGCCACCCCAACAAGGAGGCCCUCAGCAGAACCAAGGCCCUCGGCCUGGAAACCAGCAAGGCCCACCACAACAAGGAGGCCCUCAGCAGAACCAAGGCCCUCAGCCUGGAAACCAGCAAGGCCCACCCCAACAAGGAGGCCAACAGCAGAACCAAGGCCCCCAGCCUGGAAACCAGCAAGGCCCAUCCCAACAGGGAGGCAGACCUCAGGGACCUUCCCAGGGCCAGGGUCCUCAGUAA
Arvicola amphibius (Eurasian water vole) is the source of this 513-nucleotide messenger RNA. Its product is annotated as proline-rich proteoglycan 2-like. The record is from RefSeq and is a predicted model, not a curated record. The transcript has 2 exons. The coding region runs from base 1 to 513 and encodes 170 amino acids. Lineage: Eukaryota; Metazoa; Chordata; Mammalia; Rodentia; Cricetidae.